GAGAACAAACAAUUGACAUCAUUUCUCAAGAAAGGUGGACGAACAUGAAAGUAGACACCUGCAUUUUACGUGAGCAGCAAGUGCCUACUAAUAUCCAAAAAUAUUUAUGAAUGUAAAGGCCCUAUACUCGUUCUUCGUAGUUAAUCGCUUACACUUUCUCAAUCUCAAAAAUCGCAUAAGGGUACUUAUUGAAUACAUGACGCGUAUCAUGAUUUAUUUUCGCUGUUCACAUUCAACAUCAUCCGAAAAAACGUAAGAACCGUAUAAAAACCCCAUUUGACACAUGACUAACGUAGCUCCAAUCUGGUAUGUCUUUCUGAAUAUUAGAAGAAUUAUAAGUCAGCAACUUGAAGAAACGCCAAGCUCCAAACUCCUCCCUUCCAAGAAAGUAAGACGUUUAUGAUUCACUCGUCGCGGCUUCUCGGAAUUAUCGAC
This is a messenger RNA of Amoebophrya sp. A25, 435 nucleotides long. NCBI's taxonomy places the organism in Eukaryota, Dinophyceae, Syndiniales, Amoebophryaceae. The record is from the annotation of a GenBank genome assembly.